AUGCUUCGUGAAGGCAGCUUAUUCACCCAAUGGGCACUGUGGGCACCGGACAGUGAUGGAGCCUUGCAUCGUACAGGAGUCAAGUCAUGGAACCGAUAUGAUUCGCGCUAUACCAAUAUCACGUUGACGCAGGCUCGGAUUGGCGAGAUCAUGGCCGAGUACAUACGUGAGAAGUGCGCUGACAUGGAGAUCAGGCGGGCCACCAUAGUGGAGGGCUUGUCAGUUCGUGAUGGCGAGGAGUAUCCUGUCGAGGUUCGGACUCGUAACGUCCGGCGUACCAUCAACGGAGAGACAACAGAAGCGCAAGCUUCGAAUGGCAUCAGAGUUGACGAUGAUGAAGAUCUGCUGAAGACGAGCAUCGAUACAAGGACGAUACAUGCCAAGUAUGUUGUGGCGUGCGAUGGAGCGCAUAGUUGGACGAGGCGGCAGCUCGACAUCGCAAUGGUUGGCGAUGACACAGACGUGAUCUGGGGUGUGAUGGAUGUCUUACCCGACACCGACUUUCCGAGCACGCGAGCACUCAACAGCGUCCUGGGUGCUGGCUUCGGCCUCCUCUUAGUCCCUCGCGAACGUGGCCUGAUCCGCGUCUACACAACUCUAGCUAUGCCGUAUCGCUUCUCCUACAAGACCUGUGAGUGGUGGGCUGCCUACCAGAUUGGGCAACGCAUUUCGACCGCCAACAUCGACUCCAGCGGCCGGGUCUUUCUGGCUGGAGACGCUGUCCAUACGCAUUCGCCUCAGGCUGGCCAAGGCAUAAACGUAGGCAUUCAGGAUGUGUGGAAUGUGAUGUGGAGGCUCAAUCUCGUCGUCAAACAGUCCGCCAAGCCCGACAUACCUCAAACCUACUCGGAGGAACGACUCAAAGUCGCCCAGGAUCUCGUGAACUUCGAUCGACAAUUCGCCGCAAUGGCGUCCGGCCAGCCGACUCCUCAAGGGCUGUUUGGGAGGCAGUCGUGGUCCAUCCAGCACUUCUUCCAUCGGAUAGGUGUCAUGGUAGCCGGACUGCAUGUCCACUCCGAGAGCAGCGUUUUGACAUGUACCUCCAAGGAAGACCUAGAGGUAGCCCAGAAAGCUCUCAGUAGUGGGAAAGUGCCGCCAGGAAUGGUGGUAGGUAUGCGACUUAAACCUGCCACAAUCUACCGCCACGAAGACGCGCUCAAGGUAGAGUUCACAGGGCAUGAGGCUUUCCAGAGCGAUGACCGUUUCCGCAUCCUACUAUUCGUGGGCAACCUCCGCACAGCAGAUAACAUGGAGCGACUGCAACACGUCGCCAGUAAGCUCAGCGUUUUGCUGUCCAGAUACGUCUCGAAAGUGUUUGACAUAGUGAUCCUGCACACGGCCAAUCCAACAGAUCUCGGGCUUUCGAAGCCAGUCGCGAGGGCCCAAGAGACGCUAGGCAGCAACACCAGGAUCUUCUUCGACGGUCAACUAGUGGAUGGCAAGCUCGUAAGCUCCGGCGCAGCAUACAAGACCUACCACGUUGAUGCAGAGGCCGGAAAGCUUGUACUGCUACGACCAGACCAGUACAUUGCGUACGUUGGCGAGUUGACGAAUGUAGAGACAGUCGAGCGGUAG
Messenger RNA from Recurvomyces mirabilis, 1575 nucleotides. RefSeq lists its product as uncharacterized. Lineage: Eukaryota; Fungi; Ascomycota; Dothideomycetes; Mycosphaerellales; Teratosphaeriaceae. Gene Ontology annotation, molecular function: FAD binding; oxidoreductase activity. The record is from RefSeq and is a predicted model, not a curated record. The transcript is spliced from 3 exons. Bases 1 to 1575 code for a protein of 524 amino acids.